Messenger RNA from Erigeron canadensis, 1371 nucleotides. RefSeq lists its product as uncharacterized. The transcript has a single exon. Bases 76 to 1209 code for a protein of 377 amino acids. Lineage: Eukaryota; Viridiplantae; Streptophyta; Magnoliopsida; Asterales; Asteraceae. The record is from RefSeq and is a predicted model, not a curated record.
UCAUCUUCCUAAAGGUUAUCCGAUGAUCAAACUCAAGUAACAUUGUCUUGUCCCAAUUUUCCGUACAUCACAACCAUGGCUUCCCCAAUUGUAAUCUCACUAACUGCAAACCCAUGUCUUGUAUCUCCUCCGAAAAUCAACAAUCUUUCUUUGAGACAUUUCAACAAACACUUGGUGUGUGGUCACAACUUUCCCACUACCAAAACCACCUUUAAAGUACCCCUAAAAUCUCCAUUUUCAAGCAACAAAACCCAUUUCAUAAACCCCAUAAAAACCUCAUUAUCAGACAUUUCUGGGUCAAUCUUGGAUAACCCAAAACUUGAAUCUUUAAAAAAGACCAUUUUUGAUAUUAAUCCAAUUAGGGCUUUAAAGUAUGUAACUUUAGGGGUUAUUGCAUUUGCAUUUGUGAAAAGGGGUGUUAGUUUGUUAUCUAGUCCCUUUUUUUGGAUGUAUUUUAGUUGGACUUGGGUGUUUUGGCCUUGGUAUAUUGUUAUAAGUAUAUCUAUAUAUGGUUUAUAUAGUUUCCGUAAACAUAUAAAAGGCGAAGCUAGUAUCGUUGAACAACUUGCUAUAGUAACUUCUGCUUUUACUUGGCUUACAUUAGUCCCACCUGCUUAUGCAAAUGGUUUUUUAGAAGGAUGGCCUUUCGUGUUUUUUUUCGUUUACCAUUAUUUCUUUUUUCUAAAUGUUAGUAUCCGGAAACGUAUGUAUGGUGAUUAUUAUCUUCGAGAUCAUGAUCCGAAAUGGGAUGUUAGUACUCCGAAUUGGCACCGUGUUUUGUUUUGUUGUGGUGUGAUGGUUGGUCACUGGUUAGCAGCAUUUGAAGCACCUCAGCUUCAUUUAGUUCCGGGUGGUUGGAGCAAUGUAGGGAUUUGGGGUUUGAUAAUUAGUACUGUGUUUUUGCAGUAUUAUUCUUCGUUGUAUCUUGCAAAGUAUUCGGAAAAAGUUGUGGUGCCAACCGCUGUUGUGCAGUUUGGGCCGUAUCGUUGGGUUAGGCAUCCGAUAUAUGCGUCUACUGGGCUUUUGUUUUUGAGUUACUUUAUCGCACUUCGAGCACCUAUCAGUUCCCUUUUUAUUGUUGCGGUUUGUUUGAUGUACUAUGAGCAGAAGGCGCGGUUAGAGGAGGGUUUGAUGAUGGAGACUUUUGGAGACAGGUACACGGAAUACAUGAAAAAAGUUAGGUACAAGUUUAUCCCUUUUAUUUAUUAAAAUGUUAUCCAUGUACAUUAAAUUGUUAGACACAGUUAGCUCUGAAGACUUGUUUUUGAUCUCUUUGCAAAAGAGAAGAAGAGAACGUAGAAAAAAGUGGACUUUUGUUAUAUCUUUGUUGAGUGAUAUAUGAGUUAGAAAGUAAGGAUUUUUCAGCAGUAA